CUACUCCUCUACUCCUCUACUCCUCUACUCCACUACUCCACUACUCCACUACUCCACUACUCCACUACUCCACUACUCCACUACCCCACUACCCCACUACCCCACUACGCCACUACGCUACGCUACGCUUACAAUACUCGCUACAUAUACUACACCUUUGACGAGAUUGUGGGUGCAAGUUUACCUGAACAUCACAAGAAUAAGUCGGUGCAUCCCGAAUGGCGGCGCCUGGAUCAGGUUCACCACAAGUACAGUUCAAGAACUCGUUCUCUGCUCUUGAAGAUAGCGAUGGGAUGGAUGAGAGUGAUGAGGAAGAAGACAGCGCAUUGGUAGACGCCUUCCGAGCAGCAGCGAAGACAUGGGAGAAUGGUAGCUGGGAGACAGGCGAUGAGGCAUAUCAGAGAUGCGUUCUACAGAAGAUGUCAACUGGGCAGAUUCUACGCGAGCUUUUCCGCCGGCUCUCUAGAAUCGACGCUGUACUAGCGUU
Molecule: messenger RNA, 487 nt
Organism: Astrephomene gubernaculifera
Lineage: Eukaryota; Viridiplantae; Chlorophyta; Chlorophyceae; Chlamydomonadales; Astrephomenaceae
Source: the annotation of a GenBank genome assembly